Messenger RNA from Rotaria sordida, 339 nucleotides. Lineage: Eukaryota; Metazoa; Rotifera; Eurotatoria; Philodinida; Philodinidae. The record is from the annotation of a GenBank genome assembly.
AUGGAUAAAAUAAAAUGUUGCUGCGGUAAAAUGAUAUCAUUAACAAUAAAUCAUGGUAAAUUUCAAAUUUCAAAUUUUUACAGGCAUUUACAAGGUUCACGUAGUGGUAUUACUUGUAGAAAAAUCAAAGAAUUAAUUAAAAACCAGCAGUUACCAGUCGUUAACAUAAUCAAUAAUCAACAAUCAUCAUCAGUUUCAACUGCAGCAACAGAUCCAACAUUAUCAUCCAAUUUUGUGCCGUCGACUACUGAACCAGUUACGAUGUCAUCUAAUUCGACAAAUUCUUUAUCAUCAUCCAUCACAAUAUCAGUACAUGAUCGUGGUUUAAAUGAAAAAUAA